This is a messenger RNA of Abrus precatorius (Indian licorice), 3645 nucleotides long. RefSeq names its product serine/arginine repetitive matrix protein 2. Lineage: Eukaryota; Viridiplantae; Streptophyta; Magnoliopsida; Fabales; Fabaceae. Gene Ontology annotation, biological process: mRNA processing; ubiquitin-dependent protein catabolic process; protein ubiquitination. The record is from RefSeq and is a predicted model, not a curated record. Gene Ontology annotation, cellular component: nucleus. Gene Ontology annotation, molecular function: ubiquitin protein ligase activity. The transcript has 11 exons. Bases 202 to 3264 code for a protein of 1020 amino acids.
GGGAGUGAGAGGGAGAAAAGAGUUUGGUUAAGAAGCGGCGGGCCACACGGUCUCUGGCUGAACCCUCUUCUUCCUAAAUUCCCCCUUUCUCUAAUCUUUCGUUCCGCAGUUUACAUCAAAACGAAACGCAUCACAAUCCAAAUUCCAUAACCUCUUUAUCUACGCACCGAUUCGUCAAAAUCAGAAACCCCCCUCUAAUCCAUGGAUUCGUUCCAGCAACCUCACGGUUACAUGAGGCCUCCACAACCGCCACCGCCGCCGCCGCACACGGCGGAUCCCCACCACCACCAACACCACUUUCACCAGAUACCUCCGCCACCUCCCCAAGCUCCUUGGUUCUCCACCCAAUUUCAGUACCACCCUUCCCAAACCCCCUCCCCUCCGGCGCAGUGGUCUCAGCCUCCGCCGCCACCGCCGCCUCCUCCUCCGGCGAACCCCUAUUCGUACCAUCCCAGCCAGUUCCCUCCUCGUUCUCACUUGCCUCCACCUCAGUUCCCACAUCACUCCCACGUUCCUCAGCCUUAUCCUCAGGAAUGGAGCAACCCAAGCUGGCCCCAUAACCAAGGCUAUCCAGCCCAUAAGAAUGAAGAAGAUUGGGCUGCUAAAGCCAGGGCCUGGGCUGAUGCUAAGGCUGCAAUGGAAAAUCAGCAUCCACAAUCACAUUUUUCACCUGCUGGAAGAUUACAAGAGCAAAGCCAUUAUCAUGAUCAGUAUCAGCAAUCUGUUGAUUCACGUUAUGCUGACGUUCAAAACCAAUCUCAUCCAUCAUCAACCUAUCAACAAUUUUCCUUCAUGGAUGCAUCUGUGCAGCGGCUUUCAGGACAUUCCCAGGAGGCUGCACCUGUCAGUUUGGAGGCAUCUUAUACAUCAGAUGGACAUUCAUACAGUGCUAGAGAGGGGACCGGUGUUGGAGAUUUGACUAUUUCAUUCGAACAAGGAAACUUGUCAACAAAUCCAUCAGUUCAUCAGCAGGAGGUACCUUCUAGUUAUAGUUCUGUUGCAGGUAAAGAGGCUGCUGAUCAGAUUCAACAAUCAUACUCAGUAUUUCCUUUAUCAAGUUCCUCAUCUCAAGAACAGCGACAUGUGCAACCAUCAAUGCAUGCACCACCCUUUGUAUCUGGCAGCCAUUCAGUUGAGUCAGCCGUCAGUCUUGCUGAUCAACCAUUAGAUUUUGCACCUAGGUUUAGUCGUGAUAGUGACAUUCAAAUGCAGUCAACUUAUAAUCAUCAUGAUUCUAGUACUUCAAUGAAUAACUGGGCUGCUUCUGUGGCACCUGGUGUUGGUUAUCCACCAAUAGCUCCAAUUCUUUCCUCUGGGCCACAGCAGCAUGAUUCUUCUAUUACCACUCCUGGUCAUGUGGCACCACCAUUUGGAAGGUUUCCUGGUCCUGGCCUCCCUUCAACUAUACCACCAAGCGGUGCACCCUUUACCCUUAGUACAGGAACUACAGUUCAUCCUACUGUGGCUUUCUCUGCUGAUGCAUAUGGGGUCUCUGGCAUUCCUGAUCGUCCUAAGAAGGCUUCUGUCCCUAAUUGGCUUAGAGAUGAAAUAAAGAAAACAGUCAUUACUGCUUCUUCCGUAGAGCAUUUGAAAGAGGAAACCACAUUGGUAAAUGAUGGUAAUGAUAAGUCAUAUUUGAAAGGUGAUGAGAGUCAUGAGACAGAUAGUAAAAGCAUUGAUUCAUCUAGAUCAGCUGAGGAUGAGGAGGAUGAAGAGGAUCAAGUUGAAGCAGCUAGAACUGCAGCAAUCAACCAAGAAAUAAAGAGAGUUCUCACUGAAGUUCUUUUGAAGGUUACUGAUGAAUUGUUCGAUGAAAUUGCAACCAAAGUUCUUACUGAAGACAAUCUGACUACUGAAGUGGGUCAUAAUGUUGUCACUUCCAACCAUAUGGCAUCAGAAUCUCCACCCACAGCUCCUGUUCCCAAGGCCUCUGCAAAGGUCUUAGUUCCAGUCAAAGAGAAGGAAUUAGAAAAUGAUGCUGUGAGUGAAAAAUCUAAUUCCAUCUCUCCUGGGGAUGUUUUAGGUCUUGGAAAUUAUGGUUCUGAUGCUGAUGAUGGAGACGAUGAAAUUGAGAGUUCCAGUGUGACAACUCCUGCAAAUGAUGCUGCCUAUCAGCCAGGAGUUAACAAACCCUUGGCAGAUAUGCAUGAUAUACCUGUUAAUAGCAGUUCACAACUUGAAGAGCAUAAUUUGGUCAGUAAUAUGGUCAAGACCAGCUCAUUACUACCAUCCAGAAAUAGCAAUGGUGCUGCUACUGAGCAAUUGCAUGAUGUUAAGGGGACCAAUGAAUUUGAUCAUUCACGUUCUUCCAAGGUGGUUUCUGAAGAUAUUAAAGAUAAUGGGCAUAAUGCUAUAGAAAGAAGCCACAAUAGGCUUAAUGGCUUUAGUUCUAAAGAUAAUUCAGGGAUACAAAGAUCUCAACUGCCUGGAAGGAAUGUUAGCGUGGAAAAAGCAACAGAUGAUCAUCCAGGUAGAGAAAGCAGAAGAAAAUCAGAAAAAAAUGAUCGGCCUGACAGGAGUACUUCUGAGAAAGGCUUUGUUAAGGAGGUACGUAGUAGUAAGACUGGAACAGAUGAAAAAGGUAAUGAAAAUCAUAGAAGAAAGGAUGAAAGAUAUCAGAAAAAGGAAAAAUCCGAUAAUGGCAGUGAAGUUAAAGAAAGAAUGAAAGAUCACAGUUCAAGGCAUGGGGAGAAGACAAAGGAAUCAGUGUCAAGAAAAAGAUCCUCUCAUGUUGAUGUCAAGGAUGAUAGGAAGGAAGCAGAAAAAGCCCGUAGAGCUAGUGGCGCUGAAGAUACUAUCCGCAAAAAGGAACAUGCGAAGGAUAAGGGGGAACAUAAAUCAAGGCAGAAAGAUGGAAGUACUUCUGACCGGCACAAAAGACGACGUUCAUCUUCAGUAAGCAGUAGAGGUAGAAUCAGCAAGGAUCACUUGAUUAAUCAUGCUGGUGAUUCAAGUGGUGAAGGCUCAGAUGGCUCAAGAAGGAAGCUGCAUUCAAGAAAACGUGAUUUAUCACCGUCUCCAGUCAGGUCUAAAAGAAGACAAGUUUCGCGGUCUCCUCAUAGCAAGCGUUCUCAGCGCAGGCAUUCUCCCUAUUCUUCUCUUGAUACUUCCAGGUUUGUUGCCAUAAAGUUUUUCAAGAUUAAGAUUUAUGUUUUUGAGACAAACUUCCAUCAUCAUAUAAGAAUAAGCUGCACAGGUGAAUUUGUCAGGCUUCAUGGUUUACCUUACAAUGGUGCCUUGUUUAUUUACGGUGUUUCCUUUUAAUGCAGGGGAAGGAGGUCAAGAUCCAGAUCUCCUGUUCGGCGGCAAAGAUGACUGAUGUGGACAGAAAUGAUUGUCAUUGCAUCUACCAGGAUCAUACAAUAGAACAUAAGUAUAAAAGUGUCCAGUGAAGCUUGUGAUGUUCAGUGUUCACAGGGACUGUUGAGGAGGAUUAAUUGGCAGCCAUGACUCUUCUUUAUCCAUUUUUGUAGGUUCUAUGUACCGAUACUGUUCGUUUCCUGGUUUGCUAUUGGAGAAGAGUUGGAUCUGUGCUGUAAUGUUUGAAUGUAUAAAAAAGAAGCUGAAGAUAGAUUUAUCUUCAUUAGAAUUCUGGUAUGUAUUUAAAUGCUGGCAGUAUCAUAGUUUGCACUGACAAAUUCAAUU